Chara braunii is the source of this 1206-nucleotide messenger RNA. The record is from the annotation of a GenBank genome assembly. Lineage: Eukaryota; Viridiplantae; Streptophyta; Charophyceae; Charales; Characeae.
UUUGGCCCACCAUUCACCUAACUACCUUUAGCGCUUUGCUCCCGCUGGUACAUAUAUCGAGGAGCUCCAUAUCCGCGCGUGUUGUCUUUUCUUAUAUAUUUUUUAUCUUUAUCGCGAGUCCCUUGCGCCGUCGAUCAGAAGCGAUGGCGUCUGUUGAGAACCCGAGAAUCGACGCAGAGGAGUCGACGGAGGCAGCCGCGUUCAAAGUGUAUGGGGAGUAUUACUCGCCCCCGACUCAGAGAGUGCUCAUGGUACUCGAAGAGCUAGGAUUGGACUACGUCAUGGAGCCGGUUGAUCUGAUGAAAGGCGCUCAUAAAACGCCGGAGUUCGGCGAAAAGAACCCAUUUCACAUGGUCCCUGUGCUGGAGCAUGGUCAGGAUUUUGUUCUCUUUGAGUCGGGAGCGAUUGCUCGAUAUAUCCUGACCGUAGCUGGGGAGAGAGGCAAGACUUUGCUGGGCAUGACGACAAAGGAGGCGGCCAAAAUUGAUCAGUGGGUGAAUGUGGAGGCGUAUUCCUAUGGAUUAUCAUGUGCUGGUAUUUUCAAGGAGGUUUUUUUGAAUCCGAAAUACUACCACAAACCGACUGAUUCUGUUCGAUUGGAGGAGCACAAACGGAAGUUUGAACAGACGUUGGAUGUUUAUGAGAAGAUUCUUUCGAAGCAAGAGUAUCUGGUCGGCGACCGUUUCACAUAUGCCGAUCUCACCCACAUCCCCGUCACCUUCCUAGCCGUUGGAUGUGCACAUGCACCCAUGAUUAUGGGUCGUCCUCACGUAGCUGCGUGGUGGAAACGCAUCUCUGAACGGGAAUCGAUCAAGAAGGUCAUGGCUAUGUCGCCAUUUCAGUCUUUCGAGACAGAAUCCGACGAACCGUCGCAGCAGGAGUCCGGUGCUGACUCGUGAACAGGGGCGCCCUGUGUGAGCGAUACUGCUGUCCUCAUUUAUAGCUGCGGGGGGGAAAUGUGUCACGCAUUUACUGGCGUUGGUUUAGCAAUUUUGUUGUGUCGUGCGCGGUCACACAGGUGUCGCAAGUCGGAAACGACAAUGCCACAAUGCUCUGCCCUUUUCAAAAUUGCCCACUCUUGCUUUCACACAGCAAACAUUUUCGUUGGAGAACCGCAAUGAUGUUCUGGGAGUUCCCCGAUGCAAAGAAAGAAAUGGCAAGCACCUCUACACUGUUAGUUCCAACCCUGCGGCCAGCUUUUGAUUA